ACUUCUUGAUGGUGUCCUGAAGCGAAACAGGCUUCAAAAUGGUAAUAAACGGUUACGGGAACAACGUCCCUGUCCAAUGCCCAGUCGUGGGCCGCAUGGAGGACAUUGGAUGGAAUCUGCAGUGUCCAAUGACAGGCCAGUGGUCUAGACAGCCAGUGAACAAUGUGUCUCUUAGUGCCAGUGUUUACCGUGAAAUCCCUCCAGCGGAGUGCUACCCUGGAAACUAUUACGCCCCCAAAGCGCAAUAUUUUCCUCCUCAAGUGGUAUAUCCUCGGCCGGUUCCUCAAUACCAGCCUGCUAUGCCUAACUUGCCGUGUAACCAAGCGCAACAGUGGGAUUACGGGAGUAUGUGCUACAACGUGAAUGGCCAGCCUUGCCAGUACACCAACGUUGUUGAUUUGGAAGAUUUUAUGAACAAUGAGAAACGCAAGGAGAAAUCCCGCGUCGCGGCAAGAUGUCGCCGCACGAAGGAGAUGCAGAUCUUCUCGGAGCUAAUGGAACAGCUGCCCGCCAAGAAGGAGGAGGUGGAACAGCUCGACAAGGCCUCCGUGAUGCGUCUCGCUAUAUCCUACCUCAGGGCCCGCGACGUGGUUUCACUGCUCCCCACCGCUACAAAGGACCAGCCGAAGAUGGAAAACCCCAAAGGCGUGGAGGAACUGUCUUCAGAGCUGUCCUACAUGAAGGCUCUGGAUGGGUUCGUCCUCGUGCUUUCCCAACAAGGCGACAUCGUUUACUGCAGUGAAAAUAUCGCCGAUCACCUUGGGGUCUCACAGAUGGAAAUAAUGGGCCAGAGCGUGUUCGAGUUCAGCCACCCCUGCGACCAUGACGAGAUUCGCGAAGCGCUGCGGUCAAACGGUCAGCAAGAUGGCCGGCGCGACCUGCUGCUCCGUCUCAAGUGUACCCUCACUAGCAAGGGGCGGAAUGUGCACCUCAAGUCCGCUUCUUUCAAGGUUAUCCAUGUAACGGGUCACAUGCUGGUCCCCCCAGAGACCAAAAAAUCCGAGAAGUCGGAAGAAGACAAGAAAGACGAGAAAUGUGUCAAGCUGCCUUCGCUGGUCGCCGUGGGCCGUCCCAUACCCCACCCGUCUAACAUAGAGAUACCGCUGGACAGCAAGACUUUCCUCACCAAACAUAGCCUGGAUAUGAAGUUCACAUACAUUGAUGAAACUCUGACGAAAACGCUGGGUUUCGGCAAGGACGAGUUGGUGGGUCAUUCCCUUUACGACUACCACCACUCGGCUGAUUGCGCAUCGUUGGUCCAUCAAUUCAAAUCACUGUUCUCCAAGGGACAAUGCGAGACAGGCCAGUACCGCUUCCUCGCCAAGACUGGCGGCUACGCCUGGGUUCAAACCCAGGCCACCGUCAUCACAGACAAGCAGCAGAAACCUGUCAGCGUCGUCUGCGUCAACUACAUCAUAAGUGCUAUCGAGUGCAAAGAUGAGGUGUUCUCCGCACACCAAUUCCAACAUGCGGACUUGAAGCCUCUGCCCGUACCGCCUGCCGUAUUUGAGCCUCCAGCGAACGGAUCCAUUGUAGCUGUGGUGCCUGCUACAGAAGAAAUCUUUGCACCAAGAGAGAAAGACAUGAACAAGGGUUAUCUCUCGCUAGCACAAUCCAAGGGACAUACAAUGCUUAAAGACGAGCCUGAUGAAGAGGAUCUUACUUAUCUGGCGCCUACGGCCGGUGACACUUGCAUACCACUGGAGAACAGUCCGUUUGACAUGUUCGAUGACUUCAUUCUUGGCGACAAUUACUGCAGCCUCUUAGGCGACGACCUUGCUAAUGGUUCACCUGUGGAUUCCUUAACUGCCGAUUCUUUAUUACUGUCCUCACCUGAACCUCAGGAGAGUGACUCAUCAUGCGAACAGUCGUCAAUAUUGACAGAACUUUCUCUGGACGCAUUAGAUAGCGCAAGGUCAGACAACGACAUAGACGAUGGACACUCACCGUUUAUCCCCCUCACCGAUGAGUUGCCAGUAUUGGAGCCGGCAGUCAUGUGGGCGGCGUUCCCAGAUAACGUCAGCAUGGCUAGACCACAGCCGACGACCACACAGACGCAACAGAGCGCUUCGCCGGCACCGGCGCUACAGCGCUUAUUGGCCGCGCCGCCCACAGGCCCUCCGCCACAAGAACUCAUUACAAGCAUAUACUCAGAUCAAGGCUUAAUACCGAGCAGAAGCGUGUCGUCAUGGGAGACAGGCGUGAAACGCGUGUUGAACCAAGACGAGGAGCCCCGGGCCAAACGUGCAAAGCGCAGCCCGUCCCCGGCUUUAGAAGUACGGAGCACACCAUCUUCGAGCGUCCUCAUGAACCUCCUGGAUGUACCACAGCCAAUGCAGGUGAAUCCGGGCCAGUACAGGUUGUUGGUCAACCAGCAGUUGCCGAUCAACAACAUCAUCCCCGUGCCGGUCAUGAACCUGAUGCAGAAACAACCCCCGAAACCCAUACACAACUCCAACCUCAUACCAAGCUCUAAUCUUAUACCCAAGUCUAACAUGAUACCAACUUCAAACUUGAUACCAAAGUCAAACAUGAUACCGACCCCAAAUCUGAUACGUAACGUCACUCACCCUAUGUCUCCACUUACACUUAAUAUAGGAAGCCCGAUGUAUUCGCUCCCGUCGAGCCCUAAUACUCCCAAUUACAGUCCAGCCAUGAGUCCCGCUCAAAGGGAGCGCGUGCUCAGCCCGUAUCGUCCCCAAUCCGUAUCGCCUGUCGGUAAAUUUAAACAGAUGUAUAGCCCCGGUAGACUUCUGUCGCCCAUAGGCGUCAUACAAGGAAGCGAUCCGUAUCUGACCAAUAAAAUGACACCGAGUCCUAACUACCCGCAACAAGCCGACAUGAUCAUAGACAACAAUAUAGGUCUUGCUUCGAACGACUUCUGGACCGAUACAGAAAUGCUGACAGAGACCAAUCUUCUUGAAGCAUUAGACGACGUUAAACUCGUCUAACUUGAAUUUUCAGAGUGAUUUCUCAAUCGAUAGCUGAAUUUAUUGACUUAACACCUAAAAUAUGAUGCUAUCAAAUCACGAGAAACCCUCGAACCCAGAUCGGCGUUCCGUACGCGAAAUGUUUGACAUUUUAUUCGAGGUCUCAUUUUUGUAGAAAUCACUCUGGCGGAUGCAGGGUCGGAAAUGGUAGGAACAAUAAAAUACCAAACGGAUUCCGGAAAACCAACAGCAUUAUCUUUUCACAGAGCGCGAGUAUUAAGUAGGUACAUACUGCACUGGAUUUACCCGACCUCCAAUUUUAAAGGUUUUCAAUUUUAUUUGUUUCAAUAGAAUCUGUCAUUUAUUAACCUAUUUGGAAACCGAGUGCAGCGUAAUUAAUAGCACCAAUUUAAGUUAUCAAAAUCCUUUAAAAAAAAAACCAUUGUACCUAUAGUAAGUAUAUCGGAAUCCAAAAUGACGUAACAAUAAUAACAUGUGACUUAGCAGGAAAAUUUUGUAGUCUGAAGGACAUUGUUAUAAAAAGCGUAAUAUGUGUAAUAACGCUGUCAAAUAGAUUUUAACGUUAGCAUAAUGAUGAAAAAUGAGCGUAAUUUUAUGUUUAAGAGCAGAUCUUUUAUAUCCUUUGUAGUGCAAGUAACGCUCAUAUGGUGCAUCUAAUGGCUGGCAUUGAAACCUUGAAACGCAAUCAAGAGGAUCUUAUUUGCAGCAUUAUUCAAUUAAAUUUAGUUCUGCCAUCGAUAUUGUAACUUUUAUCCUCCAAUAGAAUAUGAUUCAAAUAAUUGGAAGAAAAUUGGCGUAUGAUUUUACUUAAAUUUAGUGUCAUAAAUUCUCAUUUAGUGGCGAGGUCUAAUAUUUUCAUAUUUUUAUAACGUACUGGAGUAAAUUAUUAGAUGCAUUCGUAAUUUAAGAGAAAAUACGGUAAUACAACGUGACCGUCACUUUAAUGUACUGGAAAAUGUAUUAUGUAUUUCCAAAUGUAAUAGACAUAAAAUUGUUAUAAAUUGUAAGUCGUACAUAUAAAAACAUCUGUCAAAUGCACAUAAGAUAAUUUGUUUGAUCAAAAAGCAUAUACUCACUUAGCAUUUAAGCAUUAUAUAUUUUGUUACGACAGUGUCGUACCAAGCCUACCUGGAAUAUAAGUUAUAUAAGCAAAGAUAAUUAAUUCGGCAUGAUAGUGUUAUAUCUUGGGUAUUUUAUACGAUCUGUUAUAAUAAGAAGGUUACAAAAAAUUAAAAGUAACAUGUAACAUCUAUAGUCUGGUCAACCACACGUGCCAGUAAAUUAGUAAAACAAUUUAUGCAAUCCUUUCCUUAGAGCGAAUCUUUAAAUUCUGGAAUCUUUGAAACAAGUUACUGUGGCAUUAUUGGCUGUCCUGACUAUAAUUACCGAAUAAGAAGUAUAUCGAUGUUUAAGAAAUUGUACUUGUUUUUUCUUGUUCAAAAAAUAUCUAGAGCGAAUUAUUUUGUAUACAAUUUUGAAUCAAUACUUCUGUCUUGGCUCGAAUAACAACUGUAGUUCUUUAUCUUCUGUCAUCUACGUAGUAUUACAUAAUAUUUUAAGUAUAUACCUGUCCACAGAACGUACACUUCAAGUACAACAUAUAUUUAUUGCAAAAAAAUGCAACUAGUUUUCAUUUACAUCUAAUCUCGUUAUAUUAAUUAAGUUAUGAUUUAAGAUAGUUUUAAGAUUGGAUUGUUCAUAAAUGUUUAUAAAGUGGAUAUAGAUAAAGCUUUUUCUGUCGUUGGUGUUAUGAAUGCCCGCCUGAAUGUCAAAGAGAUCGAUUUUGGAAUAAGUAUGAUAAUUUUAUAAGAUAACAGUUAUCAUAAUUAAAGCUAACCCACAAUAGGUAUAUAGUAAGGAGUGGAGAAAGCAAAAUCGAUGCAAGUAUGUUUAAACAUGUUUUUUUUACUUCUAGCGGUUUUGCAAUCUCCAUUGAAAAAUAAAACAUACUGCCAAUUUUCAUGUCUAACAAAUAACUAAAAUAAGUUAUUAAUAUACUGUUUACGUUAAGAAUUAUAUAUUUAUUGCACACUAUAAAGCUAAUUAUUUGUGAAUUAUUUAAAAUUACGUCUGCCUUGUGCCAUAAAGCAUUUUGUUAAUUACCUUCUGAUCCUGACUUGUGAUGAAAUGGCGAAUUAUAUUAUCAAAUUUUGGAAUUAUAUUGAAACGAAAUUGUAAAUAAAAUUCAUAUUGUUUUAUAAAAUACACGAGUAUUUAGAUAUUAAAUUUAUUGUCUUUAA
Messenger RNA from Cydia fagiglandana, 5191 nucleotides. RefSeq names its product hypoxia-inducible factor 1-alpha-like. The transcript has 12 exons. Lineage: Eukaryota; Metazoa; Arthropoda; Insecta; Lepidoptera; Tortricidae. Bases 39 to 2951 code for a protein of 970 amino acids. Gene Ontology annotation, molecular function: DNA-binding transcription factor activity, RNA polymerase II-specific; protein dimerization activity; RNA polymerase II transcription regulatory region sequence-specific DNA binding. The record is from RefSeq and is a predicted model, not a curated record. Gene Ontology annotation, biological process: regulation of transcription by RNA polymerase II; cellular response to hypoxia.